UCUGUCUGUCGCGCGUCUCUUCACGACACAGCCGAGCGUUUUACGGCCGCGUUGUGGUCAGCCGUGGAGUCGGAGGAAGGUUAAACCGGAAAAACAAAAAAACAAGAAACACAAGAAAACAAAGAAACAGGGUGUGUGCUCCCUCUUGUCUUCUCCACAGCGUCCCGUUUCACCCGUCAUCAGCACCAUGCCGUUCGUCGACUUGCAGACGCGGCUCGGUAUCAACCUGGACCGCUGGAUGCUGCUGCAGAGCGGAGAGCAGCCGAACAAGAGAGCGGCGCGCUGCCACGCCUUCGAGAAGGAGUGGAUCGAAUGUGCCCACGGCAUCGGGCAGACCCGCGCUGAGAAGGAGUGCAAGCUGGAGUUUGAGGACUUCUACGAGUGCAUGCACAGGCAGAAGACGCACGAGAGGCUGCACGCCAUCCGUCAGCAGCGUGACAAGAUGAUAAAGGAGGGGACCUACACGCCACCAGCGUGCCACUCAGGCAAGGCAUGAGGGAACACACGGCUGUCCACAGUUCUCUUCUUGUGUAUAGUAAAUCUAUUUCCUGUUCGCCUGUACAAGUUUGCAAAUAAAUGUUAUCAUCCACUGUC
Messenger RNA from Larimichthys crocea (large yellow croaker), 594 nucleotides. RefSeq names its product NADH:ubiquinone oxidoreductase subunit S5 (gene ndufs5). The coding region runs from base 188 to 496 and encodes 102 amino acids. The record is from RefSeq and is a predicted model, not a curated record. NCBI's taxonomy places the organism in Eukaryota, Metazoa, Chordata, Actinopteri, Sciaenidae. Gene Ontology annotation, cellular component: respiratory chain complex I. Gene Ontology annotation, biological process: mitochondrial respiratory chain complex I assembly. The transcript has 3 exons.